This is a messenger RNA of Dioscorea cayenensis subsp. rotundata (Guinea yam), 981 nucleotides long. RefSeq names its product beta-1,2-xylosyltransferase XYXT1-like. NCBI's taxonomy places the organism in Eukaryota, Viridiplantae, Streptophyta, Magnoliopsida, Dioscoreales, Dioscoreaceae. The transcript has a single exon. The record is from RefSeq and is a predicted model, not a curated record. The coding region runs from base 1 to 981 and encodes 326 amino acids. Gene Ontology annotation, molecular function: glycosyltransferase activity.
AUGUAUCUGAAGGAAAAGAUCGAUGAUUUGCAACUUAAGAUGGUCGGCUCCUCUGAUCCUAAACUUCAAUGUGAUGUCCUUCAUGAUGUCCCUGCUUUGUUCUUCUCCGCAGGAGGUUACACUGGUAAUGUCUUCCAUGCCUUCAAUAAUGGUAUACUUCCUAUCUACAUCACUUCACAACAUCUCAAUGGUAGUGUAAUCUUUGUUGUCCUCCAAUACAGUGAGUGGUGGUACACUAGAUACCAUGAAAUUCUAUCCAAACUCUCUAAUUACCCUCCCAUUAUCUUCUCCAAAGACGAGUUAAGAACUCAUUGUUUCCAUGAAGCUAUUUUAGGUCUACGUUUCCAUGGCACACUUGCAAUAGAUUCAACCCAAAUGGAUGAUAACAAGACAAUAGGAGACUUUCACCAGUUACUUGAUAAUGCUUAUAGACAUCGAGUUAUACGAUAUAUGCAUACAACAACAAAUGGAAAGCCGAAACUUGUGAUCAUCUCUAGGAAUGCAUCAAGAGCGAUAGAAAAUGAGGCGGAGUUGGUGCAAUUAUCUGAGAAGAUUGGAUUCCAUGUGGAGGUGAUUAUUCUUGAAUCAAUGGAAUUGGGUGCAAUUUACUAUGCUCUAAACUCUUGCAAUGUGAUCGUUGGUGUCCAUGGGGCUGGCCUUACUCACAUCCUUUUCAUGAGAACUGGUUCGAUUCUAGUGCAAAUAGUGCCUCUUGGUCUUGAUCAAUUAGCAAAGACAUGCUUUGGAGAGCCAGCGAAGAAGAUGGGGAUAAAAUAUGAAGAGUACAAGAUACUGCCCAAAGAGAGUUCGUUGUACAAAAAGUAUAAAGCUUAUGAUCCAAUACUGAGAGAUCCAGAUAGUGUGAUUUCUAAGGGGUGGAAAGUGACAAAAGCUAUUUAUCUUCAAGGGCAAAAUGUGUCUUUAGAUCUUCAUCGAAUUAGGGUUCCUUUAGUCAAGGCUUUUCAGCAUGUGGUUUCAUAA